UGAAAUUUUAAAGUGAUCCUCGAGAACGCCUCAGACUAAUAGUGAAUUGUGUAUGCGCAAGCGCUGCGCUGCAGACCCGCAAGAAGACAAACAAAGCACUUCCUUAAAGUUCAUGCUCAUAUGACUAACUUGAAGCAAAGCAACGCAAGGCGAAGGAUGUCUGCUGUGACUCUAACCCUCUUUAGUGCAAUAAUAUGCUUUUCUUUGGGAGAGAAGCCAUCAAAUGUUUCAACUCCAAACAUUAUCAUCAUGCUUAUGGAUGACAUGGGUUGGGGAGACCUUGGGGUGUUCGGCCAGCCCUCUAAGGAAACACCCAACCUGGAUGCCAUGGCUGCUCAGGGCAUGCUGCUACCAAACUUCUACACAGCUAACCCACUGUGUUCCCCAUCCAGAGCCUCACUUCUCACUGGGAGACUUCCUGUCAGAAAUGGCUUCUACACCACUAAUGCCCACGCCAGAAACGCAUACACACCACAGGAGAUAGUGGGAGGAAUUUCUAAGGAUGAAAUUUUGUUACCCCAGCUGCUGAAGAAAAAGGGCUAUGUCACCAAGAUAGUUGGCAAGUGGCAUCUGGGCCACAGACCUCAGUUCCUGCCCCUUGAACACGGUUUUGAUGAAUGGUUUGGAGCUCCAAACUGCCACUUUGGCCCCUACAACGACAGCACCACACCAAACAUCCCUGUUUACAACAACUCUGAGAUGGUUGGCAGAUUCUAUGAGGAGUUUAAGAUUGACAGGAAGACCGGCGAAUCCAACCUCACACAGAUCUACCUGCAGGAAGCUGUAGAGUUCAUUUACCGCCAGACUGCAGCUCAGAGGCCUUUCUUCCUCUACUGGACACCUGAUGCAACUCAUGCUCCUGUCUACGCUUCCAAACGCUUCCUGGGGAAGAGUCAGCGGGGCCGGUAUGGUGAUGCAGUGAUGGAGCUCGACGACAGUGUCGGUCAGAUCUUGUCUCACCUGAAAAGUUUGGGUGUGGAUGAUAAUACCUUCGUCUUCUUCACUUCAGACAAUGGAGCUGCUGUCAGUUCAGGCCCACAUGAAAGUGGCAGCAAUGGGCCUUUCCUCUGUGGAAAGCAGACCACCUUUGAAGGAGGGCUGAGGGAGCCUGGCAUCGCCUGGUGGCCUGGACACAUCAAAGAGGGCAAGGUGAAUUUCCAACUGGCCAAUGUGAUGGACCUUUUCACCACCAGUCUGGCUCUUGCUGGCGUCACCCCUCCUGACGACAGAAUCUUUGAUGGACUGGAUCUGACACCAGCGCUGCUAAAUGGCUCACAGACACUCAAAAGCAGGCCUAUCUUCUAUUACCGUGGGAAUGAGAUGAUGGCUGUGAGGCUUGGACAAUACAAAGCGCAUUAUUGGACCUGGAGCAACUCAUGGAAGCAGUUCAAAGAGGGCAUCAACUUCUGCCCAGGUGAAGAGAUCCCAGGUGUGACAACUCAUGAGCAAAAAGAGCACACAAUGCAGCCAAUCAUGUUUCAUCUGGGACGGGACCCCGGGGAAAAAUACCCUAUCAACUGACUCUUCACCACUCAGCUGCUGUCCCUCUGCAUCCACCGGGACCGUUCUCCUCCAUCCUUGCAAAGAGUGCGUGUCUUUGUGUGCGUGUACACGCACACAUGUGUAUGCGUGCAUUUUGUCCGUGUCCUCCUCGCUCCCCCAGCUGGACUGGCUGCCUGGCCGUCAUUAAUCUCUGUCUGCACCUAAAGAGCCACUUAAGAUGAUGUAGGGCCUGUCUACACACAUACCUUCACUACUGUCGCAGCCUGUGAUACAGCAAAGAGCACACAUACACAAACACUCAGGGAAAACAGCAAAGAUUAUAAUUAUGCAAUGAAAGGGAAAGUUUUGAGGAAAAAUGAUGUAUGGAGACUGUGAUUUUAGGCAGAUUCAAUUGGAGUUGGAGGAUGAUACAGCCUGAUUUUGUGGCUCCCGUUGUGAUUUUAGAUCCCUACUGGGUUUGUUCAAAGCCUUUCUCUGCCCUCCACUUUGCCCUCCAUCUGUGUGACCUCAGGCCCUGAGGAUAACACAUCCUACCUUCUCACCACCCACCUCCGCUCCCGUCCCCAGAGCCCCCCGGUCAUCCAGAGUGUAGUCCCAGCCCUCACACUGCAGGCAGCACCGCACAGUGUGGCCUCAUCUGCUGCCUGCCACCAGCCUCUUGUUUCUCCAAUCAAUAGUCCUUACUGAAGUGCUCAAUUUCCACCCGGGUGGAGAAGGAUGGUGGAGGGGAGGUACAGGCAGGACAGAUGUAUUUGAUUGUCUCCUCAAUUCCCCCACCUUCUGCUACUGUGUGAUUGUUUGUGUGUGUGUAUGCGUGUGCACUCCGGCAAUAGUGUUAUGAAUCAGUAAUCAGAGUGGUGACACACCUGAGCAAUGCCCCCGUCCCCCUUGGGUGCCAUACAUUAUAAAUCAAAAGACUGGAUUUGCAUACAGCCUGCUUAUUAUUCCAGAAUUUGCCUGUACACCAGUAGGCUAAGGGUUAUAAUCAUGAUAAUGAGCUGUGCUGACUGUGGGCUUUUUAUUAUUUGUUUGCAGAGGGAGCAUAAACAAAUGGUAUUAUUAGUUUUUGAUUUAGAGGUUUGCACUGUAAGAUUCUCAAUGCAUAGACAAAAACAAUGGAAAACUUUAUGCAAGCGUCUUCGCACAUACAUGCUUUGCUUGCAGAGGAGAAACUUAAAGCAGUCCGAUAAAUCUUCCUUACAUUAAGUUGCUUCAUCACUUAUCAUAAAAUGUAUCUCAACAAUAAGCAGUGAGCAGAGAUAGCAGCAGAAUGAAAUAUCCCCCUCGCUGAUUGGGAUCAGGCGAAAGCACGAUUUGUGAUUUCAGAUAGCUGAAGCAAUUUAAUCUGAAUGUCUGAUUUUAACCGAGGGGAGUAAUCGGGUUUUCCUCCAUCAGCUCGGGUCAGAACGCGUGGAUAGUUAGCUGAUGACGAAUGCGGCACACCAGGAGAGAGACUAAUUGCAGCCUCCGCACUCACUACUCGUCGAGUAAUUGUAGGGCAAAGUAAAGACUGAGAGUAUCGGGGAAAGGAGCAGGUGCUGGCUGAUGGAGGAAGCCUUGCUGCCCUGUGGGAGAUCUUAGCGGGAGGGUGGGUGUGAGCUGGACAGGGCCUGGGGUUAUUACUCUAAUUGACACUUCACCUCACACACAUGCACAUGGUCCCCGGGGGCCAAUCAGAGCGCUGCGUUUGCAGUGAAGAGAGGAUGGAAGGCUGGCACAGGUGCUGCCUGCGAGUGUAUCAGGGGUGUAAUUGCACUGCUGAUAUUUGUCUGUCCGUGUGUCACGCCAGCAGACACCCACUCCCCCAACACACAUACAUGCGUGCACACACAGCCCAUUAACCCUACAGGUCCUAUUGAGAGCAGCGUUCCUUUGAAAGCCUUCAGGGCCCCUGUGUUUUACACACUGAAUAUAAUAAUGCACAGAGGUGCUCAGCUCGCUGGUGUCCAACAGCAGUAAUUGAGAGACAGGGGAUGGGAGAGGGGUUACAUGGUUCACCCUGCUGAGUGUGCUUUUCCAAGGGGUGCCACGGUGGACAGCACAUAUGUGUGUGGGGUGUUUUUGUUGUUGACAGCAUGUCCCAGCACUGAUAUAAUGAGUAAAGCUUGGAUCGGUUACAUGUGUGCUAUGCAUUCACUCCCUCCCAAAAAAUAGCAUGGUUAAAGUUAUUAAGUUAUUGGUUGACUGUGUUUGUAUGUGUGACUUUCAACUCAUAGAAGAACUACUGAGACAUUUGGAGAAAACAGAUUCAGAACAAGAGUACCAAAAACACAGCCAAUGGAAACUGUAACACACUAAAAAGUAGAUUAUUAUUUGGACAGUCAGCUUUGUCUGUCGAAGGCUGUCACCUCUGGGAUUCAUUACAACUGAAAUAAAAUUAAUCACAGAUUUAAAACCCUUCACAAAAAAGUAAAGUGAUGGCUCCAAGUAAACCAGAGCUUUACUUAUUUUUAGAUUUUUGUGUUUUAAUCCAAUUAUUUGUCCUAGUUUUUGAGAAUUUUGUAGUGAUUAUGUAUAUAUAGUAUCUUACUCUAAAGUAGUGGUUCUAAAUGUGGGGGUCUGGACCCCCUUUGGAGUUGCAAGACACGGAGAGGGGAUGCCAGAUGCCUUCCAUAAAACAAUAUCUUUUAAUAAUUUUUAAAUUGUAUAUUCUAACCAUUUUUAUAAAUUUAUACACAUAUAUGAAGAAAAUGUCAAAUAAAAACAUAGUCAUGCACAUGGCUGUUCUUGAAUUUGCCCAGUUGUGUUAAACUAUGCUCCAACCACUUUCAGGUACAGUGGGGGUCCCCAGUCUCUGGCACCUUAUUUGGGGGGUCAUGGCUUGGGGUCUGGGAUCUCUUUCAGGGGGUGCCAUAGAUUUCAGGGAGGGCUCAAGGCUCUAUCGGCUUUGAGGCUAUCAAAAUAAGAUAUACUCAUAUUAACUAAAAUCACGACAAAACACUUAUUAAUAGUUAAAUUUUGAUGUUAAUUUUUGACAUCUAUGUAUCACCUUUGUAAGUGUGGGUCCUGUGGGGCCUCAGCUUCUCUACGAUAGUCAAGGCUUAUUUAUGCUCUACAAGCAUUAAAAUAGAUCUGUGCAUUAUAAACUUUACAACCAUCAUAGCCCUCAUACUUAAGCGCCCUGUUAUGCUGAAGUUGUUGAAAACCAAAUCGAGAGGUCGCUGUCCCUCUUGGACCUACACAUCUACUUUGAUGCUGCUCCGUCUGUCCCAUUGACUGGAGAAAAACAGCCCAUCCUCUGCCCAGCUGUGCUCUUGUAGUUGUCUGUCUUCGUGCCCAGGUGAGCUAACAUCAUUGAUAUGUUUGUAGUUUACAACAACUCGCUCAAAAUUAUUCAGCGAUAUUUCCUCGGAAAAUUUGAUAAAGUCCCCCCAUUCUUCUUUGUUUGUUUUUUCUACUCUGGGUUUCACUGUUGCCUACAUUGCUUAAUGUAUUACGUUUGGUCCAUAUCUGUAGGCUUUGAGAGAACGGACAAAAAAGAGUGGCAGGAUGAAUGAAGAGUGGGACAGAAAGGCUUGCUUGUAUACGUUUCAAACAUAGAGCAUAAAUGAGCCUUAAUGGGGGCUGAAAGGAAGAACAGGUCAGGAACCACUGCUCUAAAGCACCAGGCUGUUUUAUGUUGCUGAAUGUGGAACAUUUUAUAGCCUGUGUUUGUUAAACUGCAUCAUCCCUGUUACAUAAAAAUAAAUUCAAACAGAAAAGCAAACUGCAAGUGCUUGUACUGCUGUAAGUGCAAAGUAUCAAUACAAAGGAAAACAAGUGAAAAACAAGAGUGAAAGUGUUUUUUUAUUUUCAAGUUAGCGCUUUUUUCAAGGGCUGUCAAACUAUUUCAAAUUUUAAUUGCAAUUAACCUCAGUAUUUCUGUAGUUAAUUGUGAUUAAUGAUACCUUUUUAUUACACUAAAAUUACACUGUUUCCUUUAAAACAGAUUUUUUUUUUUCAUUUUAGAUUUUGUACUUUCUUAAACUGAGGGUUACUGACCUCUUUUUUGGAUAAAGACAUGCUUUUAUUUAGAAGAAAAUAAGGCACUUGGACUUUCAAUCAGUACUUUUUUAAAAUACGUUAAAAUUUAAAAAAAAAAAAAAAGAAAUGUUAGAGAUUUUUAAUUUUUUUUUUAAAUGUUUUCUAAACAACCCAGUUUCUAAAAAUUUGAAUUUUCUGACAGUUUUGGGAGGUAUCAGGAUUUACAGGGCUAAACACAGAAAAAGGAAAUCGUUAUGACUAAAAAGAAAUAAGAGAACAUUAAAAAAGUAAAUGUUUGAAAUCGCAAGUUGCAGAUGCCUCUUGACUUGUCCACUGAACUGUCUGGAAGUUUUCUAAAAUAAAAUGCGACAUUAGGGAGCAGUGAUGGACUCAUUUCACAUCAUGGAGAAGCUUCUGCUGGCUUAACCAAAGUGUGCUGAAAAGGAAAUGUGAUUAAUUUCAAUUAACAAAAAUUAAUGCAGUGAUUAAGGGUCUUAAUUAACCACAAUGAAUGCAUAAAUGCUGAUAGCCCUUGUUAUUUUCUAACAUGCUCUUACAACACAGUUUAUUUGUUAAUUUGACAACUUUAGAUUAAAAGUAAACUGAAUGGUGAUUAUUUUAAGAGUAGGGUCAUGAGUUGUGUUUUUAAGGGAAAAUGUCAAACCUCUGUUGUUUACUAAGUUUCCAAAUUGGUGCCUGUUUUUGUUUGUCUUAUUUCAAACUAUUGAUCUUUUAGCUUGUGGACAAACCGAAGGCAUCCUCUGUGACUUUCAGAAGCUAUGCUUUUAUGUUUUUACACUCUUUAAUGACAUCUGUAAGUGCUAGGACAAAAAAGUGGCAUAAAUCACUGAUCAUUAUUGCUCUUCUG
This is a messenger RNA of Cheilinus undulatus (humphead wrasse), 6334 nucleotides long. RefSeq names its product galactosamine (N-acetyl)-6-sulfatase (gene galns). The coding region runs from base 121 to 1521 and encodes 466 amino acids. The record is from RefSeq and is a predicted model, not a curated record. Gene Ontology annotation, molecular function: N-acetylgalactosamine-6-sulfatase activity; arylsulfatase activity. The transcript has 13 exons. Lineage: Eukaryota; Metazoa; Chordata; Actinopteri; Labriformes; Labridae.